AUGAUUAUCAUCUACAUCUUGAGGACCUGAACUGUCAUUCCCUAUGGCACUCAUAUCUGUCCUCUUUUUCUUCAGAUCAUGAUUUAUUUUUAGAUUUUAAAUGAGUGGGUCACGAAAAGAGGCCUAAAUUCACCAGGGGAAUACUCAUUGGAACAUCUAUCAAAUAUCUUAUCCUAUGAUGUCUUUGCCUAAUUGUUGGGAAGAGCUGAGGUGGCAGAGGGAGGAAGAUACUGUAGCAUUAGAUGUUUUUUAGUGCUGAAGAGCUACACAUUGAGUCUCAUUUUGUUGGUUAGCCUCACUGUCCUGCAGGAUCUUACCUGGACUUUUUCCAUCAGUCUCUUCUUUUCAUUCACCUGUUUAAUCAUUGCUAUGCUGUCUGUCUGGCUUGUCUUGGUUUCCUGCAUGGAUUUUCUCCUGUACUCUUCUGCAGAGGAGGGUCUGGAGUUUCCCAGUUUCGAUGGAAAGGACAGAGUUCUUAAUGUCAAUGAGAGGAACUACAAGAAGGCAUUAAAGAAGUAUGACAUGAUGUGUUUGCUGUAUCACGAACCCCUGCCUUCAGAUAAGGAUCUCCAGCAGCAGUUUCACAUGGGGGAGAUGGUUCUGGAGCUUGCUGCUCAAGUUCUCGAAGACAAGGAUAUUGGUUUUGGAUUGGUAGACUCAUAUAAAGAUGCUAAAGUUGCAAAAAAGUUAGGACUGGAGGAGGAAGGAAGCAUCUAUGUGUUUAAGGAUGAAAGAGUGAUUGAGUUUGAUGGAGAGCUCUCUGCAGAUACACUGGUUGAAUUCCUGCUAGAUCUGCUGGAGGACCCAGUGGAGUUGAUCAGUAAUCCCAUGGAACAACGUGCCUUUGAGCGAAUGGAUGAAGACAUACGCCUAAUAGGAUACUUUAAGGGGGAAGACUCUGAACAUUAUAAGGCUUUUCUGGUGACUGCAGAGAGGUUGAAGUUUUUUGCCACUUUUGACAAAGGGGUGGCUAAACAGCUGACACUAAAAAUGAAUGAAAUCGAUUUCUAUGAGCCCUUCAUGGACGAGCCUGUGACCAUUCCUGGCAAACCCAACACAGAGGAGGAGAUAGUGGAUUUUGUUAAUCAACACAGAAGGCCUACUCUGAGAAAGCUUCGUGCUGAGGACAUGUUUGAGACUUGGGAGGAUGACAUGGACGGAAUACACAUUGUGGCCUUUGCUGAGGAGGAGGAUCCAGACGGUUAUGAAUUCCUGGAAAUUCUAAAGGAGGUUGCAAGGGACAAUACUAAAAACCCAGAUCUCAGCAUAGUUUGGAUUGAUCCUGAUGAAUUUCUUUUGUUAACUACAUAUUGGGAGAAAACCUUUAAGGUGGACCUUUUCAGACCCCAGAUUGGUGUGGUGAAUGUGACUGAUGCUGACAGUGUGUGGUUGAACAUGCCUAAUGAUGAAGCUUUACCGUCAGCGGAGGAGCUGGAAGACUGGAUAGAGGACGUUCUCUCUGGAAAGGUCAACACUGAGGAUGAUGAUGAUGAUGAUGAUGACGACGACGACGACGAUAUCGAUGAUGAUAGUAGUGAUGAAGACCAUUAUGGUGAUGAUGAUGAUUAUGAUUAAGUGGUAUAUACAAAAACUAUAACAACAUAGUUCUGUAAUGAUCUUGCCACAGAUUGUAUUGAUUCUGUUAAUUUUAAUGACUGAUGGUUUAUUAAUUACAGAGUUGACUUGAUUUAUUAUAAAACUGUCUGCAUUGCCAGCAAGAGACAUCUGAUAAUGCAAAACAUAUAAUGACAUAUUAUAAUUCUGCUGCUGUAUAUUCAUCUGGAACUGUAAUAUGGCUACAGGAAAUAAGUUGUUCAGUAGUA
Carassius carassius (crucian carp) is the source of this 1823-nucleotide messenger RNA. Its product is annotated as calsequestrin-2-like. Lineage: Eukaryota; Metazoa; Chordata; Actinopteri; Cypriniformes; Cyprinidae. Gene Ontology annotation, molecular function: calcium ion binding. Gene Ontology annotation, cellular component: sarcoplasmic reticulum lumen. The transcript has 12 exons. The record is from RefSeq and is a predicted model, not a curated record. The coding region runs from base 370 to 1575 and encodes 401 amino acids. Gene Ontology annotation, biological process: regulation of cardiac muscle contraction by regulation of the release of sequestered calcium ion.